Ostrinia nubilalis (European corn borer) is the source of this 975-nucleotide messenger RNA. RefSeq lists its product as uncharacterized. Bases 235 to 942 code for a protein of 235 amino acids. The transcript is spliced from 4 exons. NCBI's taxonomy places the organism in Eukaryota, Metazoa, Arthropoda, Insecta, Lepidoptera, Crambidae. The record is from RefSeq and is a predicted model, not a curated record.
AACUUGAAAAUAAACAUUUAAUUUUUAAAUUAUACAAACAAGCGAUACGAACUUGACUUCUUUAUAAAUAGAGUUGAUUUCUUUAUAAAUAAAACUGUUUCGUCAACGUUUCUUAGUGUUAAUAAAGACAGUGUAGAACUCUUGUAAUAAAAUAGACUCAAAUGUAAAUGAUAGCUAAGAAAAAGAUAAAACUUGCUGAUCAUCUUUUAACAAUUUCUCAGUAGGUAUUCAGAAAUGAUGCUGAUAGUGAUUCUGAUGUCAAUUAUCUCUCUAAAAGAAUCUGAAGGCAUGGUAAACGAUCUCCAUAAGCAAAAUAUCAGCACGGAAAAUUGGACAACUUGUGACACCUUCCUUCAAAAUGCUACCUAUGACCAAAUAAGCGUAGUUGAUGUCGACUGGAUUAUAUUCUACUUCUGGAGCAUGCACUUUGAGAGAAGUUACCAUAUACGGUUCAGUAUUCCGAGCAAAGUGCUUGUAGACCGUUUUCGGGUAGAGUUGAAUGACGUGAUUGAACCUCGUGUUAACUGGACGGAGUCUGAGUUGUUCGUGGAGACUUCCAUAGACCUCAGUGGCCUCUUCAUCAGGACAGAGACCCCGGGGAAGUUCAGAUUCAUACCUUCUUUGGCUUUCAGAUAUCGCUCUGCGCCAUACCUGCUCUUCGCUCUGAAGAUGGUGGACGGUUUCCUGGGCAUGAUGAACUGCAAGCACAAGCAGGCCUACGCCUUGGCUCCUAUUAGGUCGCUGAACCAACUGAAACCACAAGACAUGGAGGCAGCAGCAAAAAAGAUGGGCUUCUGGAAUCCAUUCGGGCGUUCAUACCUCAUGAAGAGCAAGUCCUUCGAGGAUCCCGCGCCGCUUCCACCUCUUGAAGACAUAGACGAUGCAGAAGAUGACAUCCAGAUUGAACUGGAUCGCGAGCAGAACCGGUUCCAAAUCAUAUAGCUAUGUAUAAAACAUUUUUUAAUUAGUUAAUAA